GUGUACUCAGGCUAGGGAAGAUAAAGAGAGAAAGAUAUAAGUUUAGUUCUCUCUACUCUAUUCAAUACUAGGAUACAAUGGAAGAUUCUAUUCAGGAAUUGGGAAAACUGUGCCCAACUCCUGGAUCUGGACCCCUGGAUAAGUUUAGGUGUAAGGUCGGAGAUAUCCCUCAAUCCCGGAGCAAGGAUUGGAAACUCAGUCCCAGAGAAAAUAUAAAACCUUCCUUCGACUGGAGGCAACUUCGGAUACUCAUUCAUAGGAAGGAUUUGCUGGAGACAAAGAUGAAAAUUUGGAAUCUCUUGGAGAAGGAGCCGGUUUUCCACAGGGUGGAAGGAGAACUAGGAUUAGACGAGUACAGAUCUAUCACAGCUCGGAGACUGCAUAGGUUCAUGGAGCUUGAUCCAGUUCCAGAUUCAGAGAUUAUGGCGUCCCCGCUGAAGUCCCCCGCCCUGGUGUCCGCCCUGGGGAUGUACGACUGGUCGCUGUGUGCCAAGAAGAUGCUGCACAGAGAGUUCUUCAUGUCGAGUAUAUCAGGAGCUGGGACGGCUAGGCACAAAACCCUUCUCAAGGAUUCCCGGGAUAAUAGGAUUGGAGGAGCAUUUUGUCUCACGGAGAUAAGCCAUGGAACAAAUACAAAGGGGUUGGGUACAACUGCAACCUAUGACCUGGAGAGCGGAAAGUUUAUCUUGAAUACUCCGUCCUUCCUCGCAGCUAAGUGCUGGGCCGGGAACCUCGCAAAAACAGCUUCACAUGCCAGUGUGUUUGCUCAGCUGAUUACUCCAGACGGAAAAUGCCAUGGUCUUCAUAAUUUCUUAGUUCCAGUUAGGGAUCCUGUAUCUCAUACUCCUUAUCCAGGAGUUAUAAUUGGAGAUAUGGGAUCCAAGAUUGGACUGAAUGGACUGGAUAAUGGUUGGCUAAAGUUCAAUAACUACCAGAUUGACAGGAAAAUGCUGCUGAACAAAACUGGAGACGUAUACAACUCCAUUCAAGGAUCCAAACAAGAGGUUUGGAGCUUCUCUAGGUAUACAACUCCAUUCAAGGAUCCAAACAAGAAAUUUGGAGCUUCUCUAGGUAUACAACUCCAUUCAAGGAUCCAAACAAGAGGAAAUCUGUCCGGAGGAAGGGUUGGUAUUGUUAACAUGGCAACAACUAACCUUCAUCUAGCAAUAGUUAUAGCUGUUAGAUAUUCAGCAGUUAGGAAACAGUUUGGACCUGAAGGGGAGGAAGAAUGGCCGGUUUUAUUUUAUCAAACCCAAUAUAGAAGACUGAUGCCUCAUCUGGCAGCUUGCUUUGCUCUCCAUCAUUUCAGCUUAAGUUUGUAUGAGGAUUUUGUCCGGUUAUUGGUGGGACGGAUGACAGGAGAGGAUGAAGGUAUGCUGGCAGAUCUAGGAAUGGAAAUCCAUGGGUUGAGUAGUGCAGCUAAACCACUCGCUAGCUGGUCAGCUCAACGUGCUGUCCAAGAAGCCAGGGAGGCUUGUGGAGGGCACGGCUAUCUUUCUGCAGCAAGAUUUGGGAAAAUUAGGGAUGAUAACGAUGCAAACUGUACUUAUGAAGGAGAUAAUAAUGUUCUCCUACAGCAGACCAGUAACUGGAUACUAAACCUUGUAAACAGGAAUACAAAUACUCCCGCAGGAACACUCUCCUGGUUACAGGAUUUCCAGAAAAAUACGAGUUUGUCCGAGACAGAAUUGAACUCCGACUUUGCACUUCACGCGACUAGGUGUUUGUUGGUCAGCUUGUUAAAGACGACCCAAGAAGAACUAAGCAAACUGAAACUUGAAGGUUCUGAUAAGUUUCUUGUGAGAGGUAAUUCACAAUUUCAUCUAGCGAGAACUCUUUCCUUGGUUUACAUUCAAGCAGUAGUUAUACAGAGGUUUACGGAGUAUACUAGGGAUAACCCUGAGUUCUCCGUACUGAAUCUGCUCUGUAAUCUGUAUUCUCUGUGGGUUGUUGAGGAGUUGGGUUCAGAUCUACUUAUCCAUGGAGUUAUCUCUGGGUCCUGUUUGAGCAAGGUUCGGACCAAGGUUAUACAACUCUGCAGGAAAUUGGUGCCUGAAGCUAUAGCUCUUACUGAUGUUCUUGCUCCACCAGACUUUAUCAUUCAAUCCAUCCUUGGUCAAUCCAGUGGAAAAGUUUACGAGCUGAUGGAGCAAUCUUUUUAUUCUACUCCUGGUUCAUUCUCUACUCCAGACUUCGCUCAACUCUAUACAAACAACUAUAGAGCUAAACUUUAAAAUCUGAGAUACAAGCUUCCUCCAUAAUUGAAAAAUUAAACUUUGAACCCAGAUACAUUUGAUGAGAUAUUUUAUGCAAAAUAAGAUAUAUUCAGAAUAAAAAUAGUAUUUUUA
Eurytemora carolleeae is the source of this 2348-nucleotide messenger RNA. Its product is annotated as peroxisomal acyl-coenzyme A oxidase 3. Gene Ontology annotation, cellular component: peroxisome. The record is from RefSeq and is a predicted model, not a curated record. The transcript has 27 exons. Lineage: Eukaryota; Metazoa; Arthropoda; Copepoda; Calanoida; Temoridae. The coding region runs from base 78 to 2234 and encodes 718 amino acids. Gene Ontology annotation, biological process: fatty acid beta-oxidation using acyl-CoA oxidase; lipid homeostasis. Gene Ontology annotation, molecular function: fatty acid binding; FAD binding; pristanoyl-CoA oxidase activity.